Mobula hypostoma (lesser devil ray) is the source of this 3039-nucleotide messenger RNA. RefSeq names its product POC1 centriolar protein homolog A-like. The record is from RefSeq and is a predicted model, not a curated record. Bases 125 to 1228 code for a protein of 367 amino acids. Gene Ontology annotation, biological process: cilium assembly. The transcript has 10 exons. Gene Ontology annotation, cellular component: centriole; ciliary basal body. Gene Ontology annotation, molecular function: protein binding. Lineage: Eukaryota; Metazoa; Chordata; Chondrichthyes; Myliobatiformes; Myliobatidae.
GCGAUGGCGGCGCGUUUCGCGGUCCCUGGGUGCCGACGGCGCUGGUAACCAGGGUGACGCGGCGGCGUUGGGCCCAGCGAAGGCGGCGUGCCUCCACAUUAGCUCUCAACUUUGUACGAGCACCAUGACUUCUGUAAUGGGGGAUCCAACAUUAGAACAGCAUUUUAAAGGCCAUCGUGACACCAUCACAAGUAUCGACUUUAACUCUAACAUGAAGCAGUUAGCAACUGGAUCUAUGGAUUCGUGUGUCAUGAUUUGGAAUUUGAAACCACAGAUGAGAGCAUAUCGAUUUGUUGGUCACAAAGAUGCAGUCCUUUCGAUUCAGUUCUCGCCCUCUGGUCAUUUAUUGGCUUCUGCUUCCCGAGAUAAAACAGUGCGCCUCUGGGUUCCCAGUGUGAAGGGUGAAUCGACAGUAUUAAAAGCUCAUACUGGCACCAUACGAAGCGUUCAGUUCUCCAGGGAUGGACAAUCAGUGGUUACUGCUUCUGAUGACAAAACAAUCAAAGUUUGGACAGUUCAUCGACAGAAGUUUCUUUUUUCUCUAAGCCAGCACAUAAAUUGGGUUCGAUGUGCCAAGUUUUCUCCAGAUGGACGGCUCAUUGUUUCUGCUAGUGAUGAUAAAACUAUUAAAAUAUGGGACAAAGCUACUAGGGAAUGUAUACAUUCAUUUUAUGAACAUGGAGGAUUUGUUAACUAUGUAGAUUUUCACCCCAAUGGAACCUGCAUUGCAGCAGCAGGGACAGACAAUACUGUGAAACUUUGGGAUAUUCGUAUGAAUAAACUUCUUCAACAUUAUCGAGUGCAUAGUGCUGUGGUAAACUGCCUCUCAUUUCAUCCAACUGGAAAUUACCUCAUCACUGCAUCAAAUGAUUCAACACUGAAGAUACUUGAUUUAUUGGAGGGAAAGUUAUUGUACACUCUCCAUGGUCAUCAGGGUCCAGCUACUUGUGUUGUUUUUUCCAAUGCUGGGGACUUCUUUGCUUCGGGUGGUUCAGAUGAACAGGUUAUGGUAUGGAAGACUAAUUUUGAUGUUACAGAUUGUGAGGAAAAAUUUAAAAAUCAUUCUCUGCCUGUUAAUUGUGUGGUAAAGGAGCCAAACUUUUCUUCUCAGCCGCCGGAACAUGCUUCAACAUCAAAUGCUGCGAAGACAGUGACAAUCCUGGAACAGCGACUUACAUUGACAGAAGACAAACUACGUGAAUACCUUGACAAUCAGCAGAAGUCUUGACUACUUUCAGGUGACUGAAGAUGGAUGAAAAUGGAAUUGAGAGACCUUAAAUAGCAGGCGUGCUUAAUGUGUAUAAAACGAGCAAUCACCAACCCAAGUUUGUAAAAUAGUUCAUCCUCUAAUAUUGUUCAAUAAUAAUAACAAUGACACUUAAAGUUGUGAGAUAUACAGUAUAGCGUUUGUAUUUUGUUAUUAUUCCCUCUGCAUGAGCUAGUAUUUCUUAAUCCUAGUAUAUAGUUUUGUUUCACCCCAAAACUGUCCCACAUAUAUUCACAUAUCAUAUGUUCAAUAAGCCUCUUUUGGUAACAUAAUGGUUUAAAUAUUAUUUUUCUCAAACAAAGUUUAAUUGUUGACUUGUUUCAUUUGGAUAUAAAUUGAACAGGUGCUUAACAGGCAUGCUUUAUUUUGAAGAGCAGAUCAGGAAUUUUGCAAGAGUACUUUGGUUUUUGUGCAGUAUCACAAAAUCAAUUGGAAGGAAAAUGUUUUCUUGGUGAACUGAAGUGAAAUAUAUUUUUAAACAACAGAGCUUACAUAAACUAAAUAAAAUCUUGAACAAAAAUUCUUCAAUAAGAAUUGCAGUCUCAGUUGCAGUUAUACAUGUUUUGUAUCCAUAUGUUAACAAUUGACAAAUAUGCAAGGACUUUAUUUUUCAUAUGAAAUCAGCAAUAAUUUAUAAUUGGAAUAUAGUUAACAUAUCAAUGAAUGGUUUCUGAGCUGUAUACUAUUUAAAUAAUGAGAAGAGUGAGAUUUAUAUUUCUUUAUUAAAAAUAUUACCUCUAUUUGCACUGCUUGUUCUUCCACCUGACUUUAUAUUAUAAUGUUUUGUCAUAGAUUUUAUGUUGACUUUUCUAUAAUUAUAUGUCCUCAUAGCAACAUUAAAAAUGUGUUUGUUCAAAAUGAUAAUUGGAUUCCCUUUGGUUGCAAAAUUGCUUUUUCAUUUUUUUCUCUUUAAUUAUUGAAGCUUCAAAUCUCCUAAAUAAAGGGUUACAUAUAAAAGAUGUGUUAAUUUAAAAAGCUAUAUAUUUCAGAUAGAAUAUGAUCAAAUGUAUCCAUCGAUUUGUUUCUUUUAAUGUCUGCAAUCGUAUUUUGCGUAAAUCCUUCAAUCUUUCCCAAAUUGAUUUUGAUAUUUUGCAUGCAUCUGCCAUGUUGAAUUUGAAGUACAAAUUUGUGCUUGUAAUUCUAGACAAUAUCAGUGCAAUUCAGACAUCUUUACAAAUGUAUUUUUCUUGAGCUUCAAGGAAUUUCUAUUGAAAUGUUUUCUGAUUUGAAGAAAAUUUGGAAAACAAAUAUCAAAAUAUUUCUUCAGAUAAGAAGUCUUUGGGGAAUUAAAAGAAAUACUGAUUACAUUGCAGUUAUAGAUUUUAUCUUGUAUUCCAUAAUCUUAAGAAAUCUGCUCUCCUGCUGUUGCUUGUACAUUUAUAUAAUUCUAAUAGCUUUAAAUUCAUGUAACUUUGAAGCAGAAAAGGUUCUUGUAUGGUUAACGACAAGAAAACAUAGAUUUUCCUAGGUAACAGAUGUCAGAAUCACAGAUGGCGCUUUUACUCAUCUCAACAUUUUUAUCCAAUUGAAUUUGAAAAUUCUAUUUAUGUAUUGUUAAUAACCACUAAAAAAGAUGUUUUACAUUGCUUAUAGCUUAACAGAAAUAACCAAGAUCGGGCGCCAUGGUGGAGUAGUGGUUAAUGCGAUGCUAUUACAGCUGGGGGCAUCGGAGUUCAAUUCCAGUGUACUCUGUAAGGAGUCUCUGUAGCCCCUCCUUGUGGAAUGCAUGGGUUUUUCCAGGGUGCCCCGAUUUCCUCCCAUGGUCAUUCUCA